Gasterosteus aculeatus aculeatus (three-spined stickleback) is the source of this 7179-nucleotide messenger RNA. NCBI's taxonomy places the organism in Eukaryota, Metazoa, Chordata, Actinopteri, Perciformes, Gasterosteidae. The record is from RefSeq and is a predicted model, not a curated record.
CAGAGAGUGUCGUUACUCCACCUGUGUUAUCAGCUAGCGGCUCGGCCAGUCGGCAAAUCUUAUUAGUUAGCUAAUGAAGCUAGCCAGAUUAACGGUUAUCAUCGUUACCUGACGUUAGCUCACUCCAGCUAGCUUAGUAACUAAUACGUGUAAACACCUGCCAGGGGUUUCAGGUGUACGGAGUUUUCUCCCUAGACUGCAGUGAGGACAACGGACGUUUGACUUCGUUUCAGAGCCCGUGCGGGGCGGGCUGCUAAUGGCGGGCGUGUUGUGUUUGACAGCCGCAGCAGCAUCACAGAUGGAGACAUAAACCCCGCCGAUGGAGAGGAAGAGCUCUGGAGAUGACAGCGGAGGAGAGCGAGGCCUGCUCCACACCUGGAAGGGCUACUCCUACAGCGUCACCCCAGACAGGCUGCUCCUCCCCGGGCCUGUGCUGCAGGUCGCCCUGGGCACGCGCCAUGGUGUCCUGCUGGUGGAAGGAGGGCUGGUGUACAGUUUCGGGGAGUUGCCGUGGAAGCAGAGUCAAGUGCCGGAUUCCGCGAAGCCCACGGUGGAGGGAGCGCUCAGCGGCCAGCGGGUGGUCGCCGUUGCCGCCGGAAGCUUCCACAGCGGGGCCGUCACAGAGGACGGAGGCGUCCACAUGUGGGGGGACAACGCUCUGGGGCAGUGCGGCUUGUCGGGCCUCAGCACUGUCCCAAACCCGACUCCGGUCGCCCUAGUGGACGCUGAAGCUGCCCCCCCGCAGACUGUCCCGGUGCUGGAGCUUGCCUGCGGGGGGCAGCACACUCUGGCGCUGUCGGCCCAGCGGGAGGUGUGGGCGUGGGGCAGCGGUUGUCAGCUGGGCCUCAACGUCGCCGUCUUCCCUGUCUGGAAACCGCAGAAGGUCGAGCACUUGGCGGGGAGGUAUGUGUUACAGCUGGCCUGCGGGGGCUCGCACAGCCUGGCUCUGGUGCGCUGCUUGGGCCCCCAGGACGUCCACAGGCCCCUGGUGGACAAAUGCAGGCAGUGUAACCAGCUGCUGUACACCAUGACGGAUAAAGAGGACCAUGUCAUCAUCUCCGACGGUCACUACUGCCCCCCUGGCGUGGAGCUGACCGAGGAUGAGGGCAGGCGGGAGGCUCCUCCGCCGACACAAGGCCUCAAAAUGUCCCCUUCUGAGCCGCUCCUCUCCUCCCGUACCUCCACCUCAAACUCCCUGGCACCUACCGACGGGGUUGUCCCCACUCAGGACUCGGAGAAAGAGGAGUCAGCCGCGACGGACGGGCCCCUGACAGCCUCGGACUCCGCCCCCCCGUCUCGGGCCGGAGGCGGGGCUGUUUCGGGGGUCAAGAGUUCACUUUAUCCAGAUGAGCAGGCCGUCAAAGAGUAUCUGAAGAAACUGUCGCAGGCUGAGCAGAUGGCGAAGGCGUCUGCUGGAGGAACGCUGCCCCCAGCGGGAGGGCUGACCCCCGCCAGCUCCACGCUCAACAGCCUGGUGGCCUCCUGCGCCUCGGCCGUGGGCGAGCGGGUCGCCUCCACCUACGAGGCCCUGUCCCUCAAAAAGAUGAUGAACUACCUGCCGAGGUCCGGCAGCCCGGCGGCGGGGGGGCUAACGGGCGUCGUCGCUGACAACACGGCCGAGCGCGUCCGCCUGGAGGACUCCAUGCAGGCGAAGAAGAGCUCCAGCACGGGGGACAUCCGCGAGGAGGAGGCGGAGGGUCUGCGGCGCCGCCUCUCGCUACCGGGACUCCUCUCUCAGGGUAGAUGCGCAGUUCAGCUCUUAUCCACCUCUUAUGCGCUGCUGCUGUCCCCGCGGCUCCUGAGGAAAGCCUGCCUUCCGAGGAUGCGCGCCGUCGCCCUCACCCCGCUGGGGGGGGCGGUUCCCGAGGCACAGGAGCUGUUUCCCACCCUGCAGACCGAGGUGUGGAGUUGGGGCCGCGGCGAGGACGGACAGCUGGGACACGGAGACGCUCUGGACAGAUCACAGCCGCUGUGCAUCAAGAGUCUGAACGGUAAGGAGGUGGUGCGUUUGGCGGCCGGCGCUCAUCAUUCCCUCGCUCUCACCGCUCAGUCCCAGGUGUUUACUUGGGGAAGCAACAGCUUUGGUCAGCUUGGACACAUGGAGUCACCCAGCACUGUGCCUCGCCUCGCCAAGCUGUCAGAGGGGAUCCGGGUCUGGGACAUGAGCGCUGGAGAGAGACACACCCUCCUGCUCGCAGACGGAGACUGCUUCCGGCCCAUCAUCUAUUACAGCGGACAGCAGGUGAAGGAGGAGGCGGCGGAGGGCAACGCCAAGGAGCUGGGUCAACAGGAAGUGGAGGAGGAGGAGCGGCCGGGGAGCUACACCCAGCAGCCCGUUCUGUUGCCCUUCUGCAUGGACCUCGGUUAUGUGAGCAACGUGUCCGCGGGCGGCCAGCGCUGCGUGGCCCUCUCCGACAUGAACGUGAUGGGCUUCAUCGCCAGCCUCCACGAGCUGGCCUCGGCCGAGAGGCGCUUCUACUGCAAGCUGUGCAACAUCAAGACGCAGAUAAUACGCCCCCUGCUGGAGCUGGAGUCUCUGGGUUCGACUCUCGGCCCGGCGGCCACGGGGCUCCUGCACACUUUGGUGGGCCGGUUCAGCCUCCUGUGUCACCUGACGGGGCAGCACGCCGCCAGCCUCACCGCCAACCUGCGCCGCGUCCGCGACGUCAGCACCCUGCUGCUGCUGGACCACGGCAGCAUCUUCCUGGACUCUUACAGCGAGUACUGCAGCGCUGUGGGCAACUUCCAUGUGAUGGGAGGCUUCCAGACCCUGACCAAACCCUCACUAGAUUUCUUUGGGAAGAGUCCAGAGCUGCUCAAGAGGCUGUCCGAGUGCAGCGAGGAGAACCCCACCAUGGCCGACCUCCUGGUGGUGCUCUUCUACCUUCCAACGCGCCACCUGCACGAGUACGCCCGGCUGCUGCUCAAACUGGUCACCUGCUUCGAAGUGAGCUCCGAUGACUACCAGCGGCUGCAGGACAGCUGCUCCAAGUUUGAAGCUUUAGAUCUCCAGCUGAAGAGAAAGAGGAAGGACGCCGACAACACCUUACACUUCUGGAAGAGCUUCCCGGGCAAAAUGACGGACUCUCUGAGGAAGCCCGGACGCCGGUUGAUCUGCGAGAGCAGCAACAAAGCGCUGACGCUGCAGAACGCCGGAAGGUUCUCCGUCAACUGGUUCAUCGUCUUCAACGACGCUCUGGUUCACGCACAGGGCGUGGCGCCUUGUAAAAAUCUUUUCUCCACCCACCACGUCUUCCCGUUGGCCACGCUUUGGCUGGAGCCGAUUCCAGAGGAGAACCCCGGCCUACAUGGACUAAAGAUGAUCACACCAGAGGAGACGUUCACCGUGCUCGCCUCCUCUCCCACAGAGAAGACCAAGUGGCUCCGCUCCAUCAACCAGGCGGUGCACCGGGCCCUGGGCGGGCCGGGCCAGAAGGCGGAGCCUCCCGCCUCCAGGACGGCGUCUUACGCCUUUUAUAAGGACGGGCGGCUGAAGGAGGCCACGUACGAAGGGAGCUGGCUCAACGGGAAGCCCGACGGCAGAGGUGUGUUAAAAUGGCCUGACGGGAGAAUAUAUACGGGGGGGUUCAAGAACGGGCUGGAGGACGGCUUCGGGGAGUUUGUGGCUCCCAACAAGUCGCUGAACAAGAACGAUCAGUAUGUCGGUCACUGGAAAGACGGCAAGAUGCACGGCCUCGGGACCUACAGCUAUGCCAGCGGGGAGGUUUACGACGGAUCCUUCCAGGACAGCAUGCGACACGGACACGGCGUGCUGCGCAGCGGCAAGCUCAACACCUCCUCCCCCAGCGUCUUCAUCGGCCAGUGGCUGCAGGACAAGAAGACCGGCUACGGCGUGUUCGACGACAUCACAAAAGGGGAGAAGUACAUGGGCAUGUGGCAGGAUCACACGCGGCAGGGAAACGGCGUCGUGGUCACUCAGUUUGGCCUUUAUUACGAAGGAGCCUUCAAAGACAACAAGAUGAUGGGCACCGGGAUCCUCCUUUCAGAGGACGACACCACGUACGAGGGGGAGUUCUCUGACGACUGGACCCUUAGUGGCAAGGGAACGCUGACGAUGGCUAACGGGGACUACCUGGAGGGGUCCUUCGGGGGCGAAUGGGGCUCGGGCCUCAAAGUGACGGGAUCCUACUUCAAGCCACACCUGUUCGAUACCGACAAGGAGAAGAGCAUCGCCGUGAAGUUGGGGCGUCUGUGUGUGUGCGCGGAGGACAAGUGGCAGGCGGUGUUUGAGGAGUGUUGGAGUCAGCUGGGCUGCGAGGCGGCGGGUUGCGGAGAGAACACAAAGGCCUGGGAGAACAUCGCCGCGGCCCUCACCACCAGCCGACAACUCCUCCAGGACAGCCCGGAGAUGUUGUCUCGGAGCCACAGCAGAACCUUGGAGGGUCUGGAGGUCGUCCCGCAGCACGCUGGCCCGAUCACCAUGGAGAGGUAUCACGCCAUCCGCCUCUACCUCCUCAAGGCGUGCGACACCUCGCUCCACCCGCUGGGUCGGCUGUUGGAGACCCUGGUGGCGGUCUACCGGAUGACCUACGUGGGCGUGGGAGCCAACCGCCGCCUGCUUCCUCAGGCCGUCAACGAGAUAAAGUCUUACUUCAACCGCAUCUUCCAGAUCGUCAGGUUUCUGUUUCAAGACCUGCCGGAGGAAGGCGGCCUGAUCCCCGAGCCGACCGCCGUCCUCCGAGACGAGACGGAGCCGGAGUCUCCAAAGGCCGGCCGCGUGGUGAGCAGCUCGGCCCUGCUGCUCCCCGUCCUGCUCCCCCGUCUCUACCCGCCGCUCUUCACCCUCUACGCGCUGGACAAGGAGAGGGAGGACGACGUGUACUGGGAGUGUGUCCUCCGCCUCAACAAGCAGCCCGACCUGGCGCUGCUCGCCUUCCUGGGAGUCCAGCAAAAGUUUUGGCCUGUUUCCUUUACCGUCGCCGUGCCUGCACCGGGGGAGAUGCAGCAGGUCCUGUCCAGCACCAAGGAUGCCUGCUUUGCCUCCGCCGUGGAAACGCUGCAGCAGAUCAGCACGACGUUCACCCCGUCGGACAAGCUGCAGGUGAUCCAGCUCACCUUUGAGGAGAUCACGCUGGCGGUCCAGGCGCUGGUGAAGCAGGACUUCCUGUGGUCCAUGGACGACCUUUUCCCCGUCUUCCUCUACGUGGUGCUGCGCGCCCGAAUCAGGAACCUGGGGUCAGAGGUCAGCCUGAUCGAAGACCUGAUGGACCCUUGCCUGCAGCACGGAGAGCAUGGGAUCAUGUUCACCACGCUGAAGGCUUGUUACUACCAGAUCCAGCAUGAGAAGAUCACCUAAAGCCAGCGUGGCGUUACUUCAGCCGGGCUUCGGGAUGACGGAUGCAAGCAGCGGCCAAUGUGGAGCAGAGCGUCACUUGAACAGGUUGUUGACGGCUCCACCCGCUGUGGGACCUCCACCUCCAAACUGUGUCCCGUUCUAGUGACCUCUGCUAGAUCACGAGGGUGCACAUGUGAGCCACGUCACACCGAGGUCCCGUUACCUGUGGGGAGCCUCACUGGUCCAUAGCGGUGUUUUCUUUUUUGUGCCAUUUAGAACCGGUUUGCUGUGUUUUUUUUUCUGCUCACAGUCGCACGCUGUGAGAUACCUCACCUCUUCUCACUGCAGAACGACAGUUUUUUCCUGCUUUUGGCAAGAUAACAUUCCUUUUUUUUAUUUCACCUCCAUGAAGAAAGGGACGGAUAUCAAGAGAAAAGACGGAUUGACUGGAUGAUAUUUCCGCCUCACUGCUGCUUAUGACUAUGAGCCUGUUGACUUGAAGACACACGUUUUCCUCAUGGACUUUGAAAGUUGUUCCGUAGAAGCAGAGAUGUACAUCAUAAGGCCUUAAUGCAAAACCAAGCUGAGGAAAAAGCUUUGCAAGAUAAAUGACAAUCUGGUUUUUAAUCAAAAUGCAAAAUAAUGAUUUUGAAGUCAAAUAAAUCAUUUUCUGUGAACACAAUGCUGGACACCCUCAAACCGGCUGCUGGAGAUGCUUUGGAGGAUGGAGGGUUUGAGUUGGUACAGCUCAGGUCUCACCUUCGCCUUCAGAGAUCUCAUCAGACAUCUAAUAACAAUGGUGGUAUUAAUUGUGUUGUUGUGAAUAACACUGUGUUUAUUGCAUGCAGGCAGGGAGAGAAGUCCGCACAUUCUUCAUGAAGCUAACCGCCGUGUGAAGGUCUCACGACACCACUUUACCUGUAAAACCAUGAAUGCACAAGGUGACACUUGGCUUGAUUGUGGGUUCUUUUGUGCUGCAGCAGAGCGGCGAGCAGUUUAAUGUAACCACGGUUUUUAUAGAUGUGAUGUUCAGAGCUGAUUCUCUGCGCCAUCUGUCAAUGCUAACAGUUCUUGUUUUACAGCACUAGCUGUCAGACAUUGUUGGUUAUUUGUGAUUUGCGUCACACAGGCCCGUUUUAUAGAGGGCUUAAGAGAGGAUUCAGAGGAUGACCAGGCUUUUUUAUUUUUAUUAAAAUCAAGGCUUUUGUUUUGUCAGAUGGCUUAACAAAAGCAAAGCCGGUGGAUCGGAAGCCUCUUUUUUUGAAAGGGACUAAAUAUAGGUGAGGCAGCGGUUUUUCCCCUCCAGGAUUUAGGAAAGAUUUAACCUUUUUGUCGUUGACCGUGCGUUUAUUAAAACCGAUAUUGGGUUUUAUUUUGGAAACGAUGGGUAAAGGUCAAGAGCAGUCAUAAUGAAAACAGUAACCAAUCGGAAAUGUUAUGAAGUGCGGUUGAAUUUGAACAUGAUCUCCUUGUAGUAGUACGUGGACGUCUGCGUGCGUUGGGCCUCUCUCACUUUUAUGACUGUUUCAUGAGCUCUUGUUGCUGCGUAUGAGCCUGACCUUUAAUCAGAGGGUCUCUGUAGCUCAGGAGUUCAUUCCCAAGAUGCUUAUAUUUCUUUGUCGUGUCACUAAAGUUCCUUUUAAGAUUACUGCUGAAGUAACUGACUUGCAAACCAAACUGAUAUUCUUGUGAAGGUUGUUCCUGAACUGACUGACGUACAUGUUGUGGUAUUUUAAAUCCAAACUGAAGAGAAUGUCCAUAAGCUCAUGUUUACUAUGAAAUUGAAAAAAUGUUUAUUUGUUAACGUGUCUCUAUUACGUGUGUUUAAACCUUUAAAUAAUGACAGAAGGCAAUAAACUCAUUUGAUGGACGUUGAUAAUGAA